AUGCUGCAGGUGGGGCUCGAGCUGCCCCAGAGCCCCACAGGGGUGGCCGCCAACUCCCCCAUGGCUGAGCCGGCCCAGGGCGACGAUCACGGCGCUGGGAAAGAGAUAUUUGGCUCAUCUCCAGUCACCGUCGUGAUCACGUCUGAGGAUGACACUUGGGACAUCAACACCUCUUGUCUGGGCUGUGGACAGUUCGUGGACUGGGACAGGAUGCCAGAACUGGAGCAGCAGGUGGAUAUCCCUGAAGACAUCCUCAGCAGGUCCCCAAAGGAGCUGAAGAAGCUGGCAAGGGAGGGCUACUGGGCAACCAGCCGAGAUCUGAGAGCUCAGGUGUACCACCAGCUCAUCCAGCAGGUCUCCUGCCGCCUCGUCACCCCAGAUGCUCACGUCUACAGAGACGUGGCGGGUCGGCUCUUUGGGAAGCUGAGCGUGAGCUCCCACCCUUUGCCCGAGUUCCUGGAAGGAUGCUCCAUGCCCACCUACUGCCUCAACCUGGAAGGAGUCACUGCCUUGAAGAAGAUCCUCAUCUGCAUUGGCAACCUUUUCCCUGACAUAACCUACAGCCCGGUGCUGCCUUCCCUCGUGGCUCUGCUGCUGCACUACAGCCAAGACGAAGCUCAGUGCUUCGAGAACAUCUCUCGCCUCAUCGCCAGCAACACUCCCCACACCAGCUACAUCGACCAGUCCUUCGUGGCUCACCAGGCCUCCUGCAUGACUUUUGGGGAUCUGGCCAACAAGCACUGCCCAGCAGCUCACAGGCUUAUAGCCAGCACCUCUGAGAAUGUCUUUGAGGUCUACUCCGAAUGGUUGUCGUGGCUCUUCCAUGACCUGCCGUUCAGUUACGCCAUCCGCAUCUUCGACACCUUCCUGCUGGAGGGGCAGAAGGUGCUGUACCGCAUCGGCCUGGCCCUGCUGAAGCAGUACAGGCUCUCAGUCACUCCCAGCGAGCUGGAGGGCACUGACAUCAAGGCAGACCUGCAGGCUUUUGUGCAGAACAUUGCCAGGCACGUGACUGUCGACAAACUCCUAGAGAGAGCCUUUGGCAUCCGGCUGUUCUCCCGCAAGGAGAUCUGGCUGCUCCAGAUGGCCAACAGGAAGGCACUGAUGGAGAGGGGCAUAAGCAUGGUGCAGAGCAGGCAGUCCUUCCACCUGGCUGUGGACAUGCAGAGCUUCAGCUCCAGCAUUGUGACACCUCAGGAGAUGCGCAUCGUCUGGUCCUGGAUCCCCGAGCGCUUCUCCCUCUUCCCCCCACUGCUGCUCUUCUCCAACUCAGAAGAUGGGUGCAGCCUGCAGAGGUUUUACACGUGCUGUGAAGGCUAUGAACCAACAGUGCUGCUCAUCAAAACAACUGAGGGCGAGGUGUGUGGGGCAUUUCUCUCCUCUGACUGGAGCGAAAGGAAAAAGAGCGGGGCAACGUCGGGCUUUUUUGGGACAGGAGAGUGUUUUGUGUUCACUGUGCACCCUGAGGCAGAGAGGUAUGAGUGGGUGUUCAUCAAGAAGCCAGAGCUGGCCAAGACUGUGCCACGCUCGCGCCAGCGCUCGCGGUCGCCGUCUCCUGCAGUCCUCAGCUCCUCCCCAGACAGCCACAGCACCAGCUCCAACCAUCUCACCGUGCCCACGCCACAGAGGAAGGGCCGUCUCUCCCCGUUCCUGGCCAUCAGGCAUUUCCUUCUGCCUUCUAAAACAGCCUCCAUGUUCAUGUCUGGGUCUCGGGAAGGGAUCGUUAUUGGUGGAGGAGGUGGCCAAGCUCUGUCCCUCGAUGCCAACCUGCUCUGGGGGCACACAGAGCACUGCGAGACCUUUGACAAUCCUCCGCUCUGCCAGGAGGACUUCAAGGUGCAGCUCUUGGAAGUGUGGGGCUUUCAAAACACCUAA
Messenger RNA from Colius striatus (speckled mousebird), 1875 nucleotides. RefSeq names its product TBC1 domain family member 24. NCBI's taxonomy places the organism in Eukaryota, Metazoa, Chordata, Aves, Coliiformes, Coliidae. The coding region runs from base 1 to 1875 and encodes 624 amino acids. The record is from RefSeq and is a predicted model, not a curated record. The transcript is spliced from 7 exons.